Molecule: messenger RNA, 1335 nt
Organism: Fusarium redolens
Lineage: Eukaryota; Fungi; Ascomycota; Sordariomycetes; Hypocreales; Nectriaceae
Exons: 4
Coding region: 1-1335 (444 amino acids)
Molecular function (GO): oxidoreductase activity; FAD binding
Source: RefSeq, a predicted model, not a curated record
AUGGGCAACGGUCAAAGCAUCUCCAUCCGCGACUGUCUGGAUGCUGUCUUGAUUCCAGCCGCUGUCAUUCGUCCCCAGAAUGUCAUCGAAGUCUCCGAGACAGUCAAGUGUGCCAAACAGAGUGGUCUCAAAGUGCAGGCAAAGUCCGGAGGCCACUCCUACGGCAACUACGGCCUGGGUGGAAAUAAUGGUGCCGUGUCGAUCGACCUAGUCAACCUCAAGGACUUCGAGAUGGACAAUGAAAUUUGGUACGCAUCGUUUGGAGCAGGCACCAAUCUUGGCGAACUAGACAAGAAUCUUCACACAUUCGGAAGGCGAGCCAUCGCCCAUGGAACUUGUCCAAGUGUUGGUACAGGGGGCCACUUGACAGUAGGCGGCCUUGGACCUAUAUCUCGAAUGUGGGGAAAUGCUCUGGAUCACGUCGUCGAAAUGGAGGUCGUGACAGCAGACGGCACGAUUUAUCUAGCCAGUCAAAACAGAACACCCGAUCUCUUCUGGGCGAUGCGCGGUGCAGGGGCAAGCUUUGGUAUCGUAACGAGGUUUGUGGUCAAGACUCACCCAGAGCCCGGCAAUAUUGUUCAAUACAGCUACAGCCUUACUCUUGGCUCACAAACUGAGACGGCCGAUUUAUACAAGGAAUGGCAGGCAUUAGUUGGGGAUCCAACUAUGGAUCGACGAUUCGCCAGUCUUUUCGUCGUUCAGCCCCUUGGAGCCCUCAUCACAGGAACUUUCUUCGGUUCAGAGGCUGAAUAUCAGGCAUCGGGGAUCCCUGCUCGCCUUCCUGGUGCCAGCAAGGGUGCAGUGUGGCUUACAAACUGGAUGGGUCAUUUGCUUCAUGAGGCUGAAGCCGCUGGUUGCACCUUGGCCAGCAUUCCGACCGCGUUCUAUUCCAAGUCCUUGUCGAUCAACGAACAAGAUCUGCUGAAUGACACGGCCAUCACGGAUUUGUUUCAAUACCUCGAAGAUUCUCACAGCCAAUCGACACCAUUCACGAUCAUUUUCAACACCGAAGGCGGCGCCAUGAUGGAUACGCCCGUCAAUGCAACGGCAUACCCACACCGGGACAGUGUCAUUAUGUAUCAAUCCUACGGCAUCGGAGUUGGCAAAGUAUCGGCAGCGACACGGAAGCUCUUGGACGGGAUUCACCACCGGAUCCAACGGUCGGGUCCGGGCGCACGCUCCACUUAUGCCGGGUACGUCGAUGCGUGGCUCGACCGAAAAGCGGCGCAGGAGCUCUACUGGGCGGACAAUCUUCCACGGCUUCAGGACAUAAAGAAGAGGUGGGAUCCGGACCAGGUGUUCAGAAAUCCGCAGAGCGUUGAGCCGGCUGACUAG